Molecule: messenger RNA, 3944 nt
Organism: Vombatus ursinus (common wombat)
Lineage: Eukaryota; Metazoa; Chordata; Mammalia; Diprotodontia; Vombatidae
Gene: TRPC4AP
Product: transient receptor potential cation channel subfamily C member 4 associated protein
Exons: 19
Coding region: 14-2356 (780 amino acids)
Biological process (GO): ubiquitin-dependent protein catabolic process
Cellular component (GO): Cul4A-RING E3 ubiquitin ligase complex
Molecular function (GO): phosphatase binding
Source: RefSeq, a predicted model, not a curated record
CCUAGGAGGAGCCAUGGCGGCGGCGGCUGUUCCCGGGGCCGGCCGAGAGCGGCGGGCGGCGGCCUGGGGCUGGGGAGGCCGGCUGUGCUCCGGGAACAUCUUGGAUCAACUCCGGCAGGGCCAGGUGACGGGCCAGGGCCUGGCCCGGGGCGCGCAGAUCACAGAGGCUUUUCUGAAAGAAAGAGACAAACAAGCCAAAUGGAAUGGGAUCCCUCUGUUACUUCAAAAACUAUACGUGAACAGCCAACCCAACAGCGAUUUUUCUAAGUGCCAAAGCAUCCUCAAGGAAAUCUCUCCACUUCUCUCUAUGGAAGCUAUGGUGUUUGUUACAGAAGAUAGAAAAUUUUCCCAGGAAUCCACCUUCCCCAACACAUACACUUUUGAUUUGUUUGGAGGUGUAGACCUCCUUGUGGAAAUUCUUAUGAGACCUACACUUACUACUCAGAAAAAGAAACAGAAAAUAAGUGAUGAUCUGACCAAGGACUGUUUAAGCAUCUUGUAUAAUACGUGUAUUUGUACUGAUGGAGUUACAAAGCGUCUGGCAGAAAGAAAUGACUUUGUCCUCUUCUUGUUUACACUGAUGACAAAUAGGAAGACAUUUCUACAAACAGCAACCCUCAUUGAAGACAUUCUGGGUGUUAAAAAGGAGAUGAUCCGGUUAGAAGACAUCCCCAACCUUGCUACUUUAGUUUCCAGUUUUGAUCAGCAGCAGCUUGCUAACUUCUGCAGGAUUCUGGCUGUCACAAUAUCAGAGCUUGACACUGGAAGUGAUGACAAGCAUACGCUUCUUGCCAAAAACGCCCAGCAGAAAAAAAACCUGGGUCCUACUCGUGCUGAAAUCAACCAAGCAACUCUCCUGAAUAUUCCAGGUUUUAUUGAGCGCCUCUGCAAGCUAGCAACAAGAAAAGUGUCUGAAAGCACAGGCACCUCCAGUUUCUUGCAGGAGCUAGAGGAAUGGUACACGUGGCUGGAUAAUGCCCUGGUGUUGGACGCGCUCAUGCGCGUAGCUAACGAAGAGACUGAGCACAGCAGCCCAGAAUCUUCAGAUGAGAGUGGUGUGGCAAACACUUCCUCAAGGACCCAGCUGCCCCAGUCAAUGAAAAUCAUGCACGAGAUCAUGUACAAACUGGAGGUGCUCUAUGUCCUAUGUGUGCUGCUGAUGGGCCGACAGCGGAAUCAGGUUCAUAAAAUGAUAGCAGAAUUCAAACUGAUCCCUGGACUUAAUAAUCUGUUUGACAAGUUGAUAUGGAGGAAGCAUUCAACAUCUACCCUUGUUCUGCAUGGACAUAACCAGAAUUGUGAUUGUAGUCCAGACAUCACCUUAAAGAUACAGUUUUUGAGACUUCUCCAGAGUUUUAGUGAUCACCAUGAGAACAAGUAUCUGCUGUUAAAUAGCCAAGAACUGAAUGAACUCAGUGCAAUCUCCCUCAAGGCCAAUAUCCCUGAGGUAGAUGCAGUUGUCAACACAGACAGGAGUUUGGUCUGUGAUGGAAAAAGAGGUUUGUUAACUCGGUUGCUGCAGGUCAUGAAGAAAGAGCCAACUGAGUCCUCCUUCAGGUUUUGGCAAGCAAGGGCUGUUGAAAGUUUCCUCCGAGGAGCCACUUCCUAUGCUGAUCAGAUGUUCCUGCUGAAGAGGGGCCUUUUAGAGCAUAUUCUAUAUUGCAUCGUGGACAGUGAGUGUAAAUCCAGGGAUGUGCUUCAGAGUUACUUUGAUCUCCUGGGUGAACUGAUGAAAUUCAACAUCGAUGCUUUUAAAAGAUUCAAUAAAUAUAUCAACACAGAUGAGAAGUUUCAGGUUUUCCUGAGCCAGAUCAAUAGUUCAUUGGUGGACUCCAACAUGCUGGUGCGCUGUAUCACACUCUCUCUUGACCGAUUUGAAAACCAGUCGGACAUGAAAGUUGUACACGUUUUGUCAGAGUGCCGCCUGCUAUCCUACAUGUACCAGAUGUCCAACAGAACUACUUUCCUUUUCCGUCUCAUUAACAUUAUUCAUGUACAGACUUUAACACAGGAGAACGUCAGCUGCCUGAACACCAGUCUCGUGAUCCUGAUGCUUGCUCGGAGGAAAGACAAACUGCCUGGGUACCUGAAUGCCCUCCAGAAGAUGGAAUAUGAUGAGAAAUACCCUGGCUUCAUCCUCAACAACUUCCACAGCCUCCUGCGCUUCUGGCAGCAGCAUUACCUCCAUAAGGAUAAGGACAGCACCUGCUUAGAGAAUAGCUCCUGUAUUAGUUUUACCUACUGGAAAGAGACUGUGUCCAUCCUGCUAAGUCCCGACCGGACAUCACCCUGUGCCCUGGUCAGCUAUAUCGAGGAGCCCUAUAUGGACAUAGAUAGAAACUUCACAGAGGAGUGACCUGCCAGGGGCAGGCCUCUGAGGACAUCUUGCAGACAGUGGUGAUUCAGGGAUUACAGUGUGGUGUGUGUGCACUUCUCCAUUUGGAUCCAUGGACCGUGUGGGCCCCCUCUUUCACUCCUGCCCCCUGUUGCUACUCCCCCCCCUCCACCUCCUGCUCCCAUUGCUCCUGGGAUGGGACAUUUCAGGGACUUCUGGUUUGAAGGAGAAAAUACCUUUCUCCAGAAGAGACAGUGCUGUUUUCUCUCCCUGGGGGAGGCAGGGCUCACCGAGAGCUCUUUCCUUCUUUCCUGCCUCUCUGUCCCUAAUCCCUCACAAUUGAAGCUUUUCCUGACCAGUAUCACCAGGCCCUCUGUUUGGGUGCCAUUUCUAAGGGUAGGCCUGUGCUGCAGGCUCCUGGCCUGAGUCACUGAUACAUGAACUCAGAUGUUCCCUGAGGAGGGGCUGUAGGCGGACUCAUCAUUUCCUCUCUUCCCCUUGCUUCUGAGACCUGGUACUGAAUUUGAGGGUCUCUGUCUUUUUAUCUGGUGUUCCCUCCAAGCCUCUCAUCGUUUUUCUCCCCCCGAGAGAAUCCUUUUCCUUAAAGCGCUGGGCAGGAGCCUCAGACCAUUGCUUAGAUGUUGUUCACUGCCCCCAUCUGUGGCUGAGUGGAACUUAAAAUCUUCAUCUCAGAUGUUUCCUCAGCACUCUUCUGUGGUACCUCCUCCCACCCUGGCAUUACAGUCCUCUAUACAAGGGGAGUGGGGCUGGAGAGAGGGGGAGAGGAUAUACCGGUCACCCCACAGUUGGGACGCUUAGCCUUCUCUGGAGCCAGGGAGAGGCCAGAAGUAGUAGGAAGCUCCCCAGAAUUCAGACUAGAAGUGUGUUGUCCCUCAUUCUCUGGUAAGGUGGCCCAGUGCUAAUGAAGAGUACAGAGAAAGGGGUCCAGGGAGUCCUUAACCCCUCUGGAGCCCAUCCUGUGGGACUCUCACCUUGGUUAGCCCAGGACCAGUCCAGCCCCUUGAACAGCAGGCCUACUCUGAGUUCUCGGGUUUCCUUCCCAGGUCGAGCUCCUGGGAUGAGGGCCGGUCCAUCUCCAUCAGUUUCUUGUUUAUUUGAUCCCUGUCCCCAUCUUCUUUUUUGUUUUGACACCUUUUAACGCAUAGGCUGCUCAUGAAAAGAUGUGUUGUCCUUCUGACCUGCCCUAUGUCUCCCUCCUUAAACCCCGGACAGCCUGAGUCACUUUUCCUUCCCAUGCUGGACUCAAGGGGGCUGCCCCCAGCAGAGCAGGGGAACUUGCCCAGGGAGGGCCUGGUCCCAACGCCUUGGUCCAGCAGCCCGUGCUCCCAGGAGUUCUGCCAGCAGCUCUGGGAAGGACAGAAGUUUGUCCUCUUUAAAUCCAAAUGUCAUGGAGUUGUGUCCCUUGACUGUCCCCAGGGCUCAGUCCUUCCCCUGAGGGACUUCUCCCCAGCCUCCCCACAAACAGAUCAGCUCUCCCUGGGAAAGCUCUUCCCCUCCCCCAGGAUGAGGACCGAACCACAGUAUUGCCAAUUUAUUAACAGCAAAUAAACUGAUUAUUAGAUGGAGAGUAUUAAAGUAUUUUAAGUGA